GUGGUCACUUGGAGGAUAUACUCUGCGCCCGUUCAGACGUGUUUACUAAACUUAUCUUGAUUAAAAUGCGGUGCAGCAGCUCUCUGCCGCUGUUAUCUCCCAAACCCUCUUAGGUUCAUCACGUGCAGGACCAGUUUGGGUUCGGAGACCAGCUCUUGUUUGGACCCAGGGACCGCCUCGGUCGUGCAGGAUGAACGGCUUCAGCACCGAGGAGGAUAGCCACGACGGGCCGCCGGCUCCUCCGUUUUACGGGCAGAGCUGCUGUUUGAUCGAGGACGGAGAGCGCUGCGGACGGCCGGCUGGAAACGCCUCCUUCAGCAAGAGGAUCCAGAAGAGCAUUUCCCAGAAGAAACUCAAGCUGGACAUCAACAAGAGCGUGAGACAUCUCUACAUCUGCGACUUCCACAAGAACUUCAUCCAGAGUGUUCGCAACAAGAGGAAGAGGAAGACCAGUGAUGAUGGAGGGGAAUCUCCAGAUCAUGAUGUGGAAGUCCCCGAGGUGGAUCUGUUCCAGCUGCAGGUGAACACACUCAGACGCUACAAGAGACACUACAAGCUGCAGACCAGACCUGGACUCAACAAGGCCCAGCUGGCAGAGACGGUGAGCCGCCACUUCCGGAACAUCCCGGUGAACGAGAAGGAGACACUGACCUACUUCAUCUACAUGGUGAAGUCCAGCAAGAGCCGCCUGGACCAGAAAGGAGACGCAGGAAAACCUCUGGACUAAAGCUGCCCGACCGGGACCGCUUCAUUUACCUGAAACACAGCUCUGUCCCGAACGACCCAUCCGUUGGACCAGAACCUUCUGUCCUCUUCCUACCCGCCGGACCGAAACGUUAACGGUGGGACGACUUCAGUUCAGCCCGUCCAUCCAGUCGACCUCCCAGAGGCAGUUCCUCAACACAGAACCAGAACUUCCAGAACCCACCGCAGAGUUCUGUUGGACCAGUCCAAAUGUACUAAACCCCAUCAGAACCUGAUCAGAAUCCGUUGGUUGGACUGCUGCCUUAAUCAUCACAACCAACUCGUUUUAACCCGACUGUUACCAGAACCAGAACCGGUCCGUGCCAAAUGAGCGUGAGUACCAGAUGCUGAACUGGACUCAAUAUUUUGUAAAUAAACAUCCCGUUCCGUCUGAGACCCGGUUCUGUUCCAGCUUCAAUCAUAAAUAAUGUUUAAAUGAAACACAAACCCGGUCUGGUUCUGGCGCUGAAGCUCUUUGGUUCUGACCCGCUCCUUUCCGUUGGUCAGUUUUCCUUUCAUGGUUUUCUUCUUUAGUUCGACUGUAAGUUGUAUUAAACUCUCCGCCUGGAUGCUUUUGUUUCUGGGUCGGGUCGGGUCGGGUCUGGAGCUCGACGCCGCAGCAGAAACACGAACUGGAUCCAUCCUCCAGCAGCUGUUUCACGUCUCUUAUUAUAAAUAAGAUUAAACGGAGAUUGGAUCAGAACCGGAUCCUCCGACGCCGACCUUUGACCCCUGCUGCAUUUAUUCUGAUUUUGUUUUUUAGGCUUUUCAUGUAGAAAAACUUAACAUUUUGUUGUUAUUCUAGAAAAUAAACCUAUUUAAUACGGCUGCUUUCUGCUCUAAUAAUAGUAAUAAAUGUUAUUGUAGCGACAAGAGGACUCGUCUUUAUUCCCUUGUUCUGGUUCUGAUUGGCCCGCUUUAACCCGAGACUCCACCGAUUUAGAAACAAACGCCAAUAAAAAUGGUUUCACUAAAAUAAACAUCAGAAAAAAGCUCGAACACAAGAAACGCAAAGUUCUUCCAGGUCCGUUUUUAUUCUCUUGAUUCAUCAUCAGAUGAUCUAAAUAUGUGAAACAUUUUUUUUGUUUGUUUUUGUUUAUCAAUAGGGAAAAAAAGCAUUUCUAAACAUUAAACUUUGUAUUUCAAUAAUGGGAGGCCGCCACUAGGUGGUGCUGUUUCUCCAUGCAGGAAGGUUUGCUUUGCAGCAUUUUUCUGUUUUAUUGUAAUUCAGCAAUAUUUUAUUUUUGAGUUCAUUCUAAUUUGAGCACUGAGAAUAUUUAAAAAAUGUUUAUAUUUAAAAAUUUUCAUUUGACAAAUCACUACUUAAAUUUUUUUUCUAAUUAAAGGUGCAGUAUGUGAGAAUUUUACAGAGAAAAUGCCAAAAGAGUCAAAAGUUUCAUUUUGGAAGGAGGGUUCUACUGAAGCAUGUUUCGUAUUCAGCUGCUGGAUUGUCAGUUUUUCUCCUUUCAAAACAAAGGAAGGAGGGACAUAACGACUGUUUACCAUCAUUGAUUGGGGGGGGGGGGGGGUCUCCUGCGAGCUAAUGCUGCAGUGCUCGUAACUGUAAUUUGACGACAGCCGGCAAAUGCUCCAAAGUUGUUUAAAGUGGUUGCAGUAACCACUUUUUACCACAUGAUGUCAUUUUUACCUCAUUUCUACAUAGUGCACCUUUAAAACAACAGAAUGAGUCUAACCUGAAUGUUGUAAACGUGUAAAACAUUUUAUGGAUUAAACUCACCAAAAAUAAAUCUCUGCGUUACAAAUAUGAAACAUGGAAUUUAAAA
This is a messenger RNA of Nothobranchius furzeri (turquoise killifish), 2528 nucleotides long. RefSeq names its product sap30-like (gene sap30l). NCBI's taxonomy places the organism in Eukaryota, Metazoa, Chordata, Actinopteri, Cyprinodontiformes, Nothobranchiidae. The record is from RefSeq and is a predicted model, not a curated record. Gene Ontology annotation, biological process: regulation of DNA-templated transcription. Gene Ontology annotation, cellular component: histone deacetylase complex. Gene Ontology annotation, molecular function: transcription coregulator activity; protein binding.